Catharus ustulatus (Swainson's thrush) is the source of this 1765-nucleotide messenger RNA. RefSeq names its product lecithin retinol acyltransferase (gene LRAT). The record is from RefSeq and is a predicted model, not a curated record. Lineage: Eukaryota; Metazoa; Chordata; Aves; Passeriformes; Turdidae. Gene Ontology annotation, biological process: retinol metabolic process. Bases 439 to 1134 code for a protein of 231 amino acids. Gene Ontology annotation, molecular function: phosphatidylcholine-retinol O-acyltransferase activity. The transcript is spliced from 2 exons.
CCCGCGCGACGACCGGGGCGGGCACCCGGAGCCCCUUCAGGUCCCGCCGGCGGGGGAAGGUGCACGAAGCGGCUGUGGCCCCGGGAGCCCUCGCUGCUCUCCCCGGGGCGGGUGAAGGGCUUUACUCGCACUUUUCGGUGCACUUCUACCUGGGUAGCGCGGACGGUAGACGAGGCGGAGCUGCGGGUGACUCCAGGCUGCGGGAACCGCGCCAUUCCGAGGGCCGAGCCGCGGCCAGACCGAGGGACGCCGGGCCGGCUGAGGGUGCCCGUCGCGCCCCUCAGUAAAGCCCAGCCAGUUCUCGGGGCGGGCGCUCCCCACUCGCCCCUCACCCGGUGGGCUGGCCCGGGUGCCCGCCCCGCCCCGCCGGUAGUCUAGAAAAGCGGUGUCGGGGAGCCAGGAGCUGCUCGGAGGUACGGAGGGUUUCCGACUCUGACCAUGAAGAAUCCCGUGCCACAGGCGGCCUCGCUGCUGCUGGAGAAGCUGAUGCUCCUCGUCCACAUCCGGCCAUUGCCCGCAGGCUCUGGGGAUGAAACGCCACCGCCUGCACCCCGCUACUACGACACCAGCUGCUUCAAGCGAGGAGACCUGCUGGAGGUGCCCCGCACUCUCUUCAUCCACUUCGGCAUUUACCUGGGCGAGAACCGCGUCGCCCACAUGAUGCCCGACAUCCUGCCCUCCAUCACCGGCGACCGUCGGCAGAUCCAGCAGGUGGUGACCAACAAGCGGCUCAUCCUGGGCGUCAUCGCUAGGACGGCCAGCGUCCGGGUGGACACAGUGGAGGACUUCGCCUACGGCGGCAGCAUCCUGGUCAACCACAUGGACCGUCUCUUUGAGAACCAGGUGCUGGGCAGCGAGGAGGCGGCCCGCCGGGCGGAGAAGCUGGUGGGUGCCACGGCCUACAGCCUGCUCUGGAACAACUGCGAGCACUUCGUCACCUACUGCCGAUACGGAGCUCCUGUCAGCUUCCAGACCGACAAGUUCUGUGAAACUGUGAAGAUGAUUAUUCGGGACCAGAGGAGCGUGCUUGCAUCGGUGCUUGUGGGACUAGCGUCAAUAGUCUACCUAGGUGUGGCACCCUCCACCACACUCCCCACCAUCUUCAUUCCCUUCUUUCUGUGGAUGGCUGGCUAACAGCCUUCCUGGAGGCUUCCAUCCAAUGUCUGUAUAUAGGAUGUAUGCUACUGUACUUAUGAAAGCACACAUUACUCAUUGGCAUCAUGUAAAGUUUCUUAACUUUGUGCAUAAUUUUAAAAUACAACUUUGUCUAGAACACAGUGCAUAAGGCAUAGCUUACUGUGUAAGCUAAAUAGCAUUUCCUGAAAAUCUUGGUAUAAUUAAACACACCUUUAAAUAAUGGAAAAAGUAGGGUUGCGAUGCAGUUCUGCUCCUUGUCUUUAGUCAAAAAUGAUUCUAAUAACAUCCUUCAUGUUCUUCAGUUUCUUAGCUGCAUACCUGGGUGCUAUAACUAUUAAUAAAAAUGGAUGAUAGUGUUCCACAGAGUGAUGGAAAUGGAGAACAAACUGGUUACCUCUUCCUUUUAUAGAUAUAGUGUAUAUUCAGAAAUUACUGUCUCCAUUCUUAAAAUACUCCUUGGUGGAAAUGCAAGUAAAUUGACUCUUUUUUUGAGAGCAAAGAAGAAAAACCAUACCUGAGCUGGGUGCUGCAGGAGCACAUCUGGCAAGACCAGUUAAAGUCAUUUCACUUUUGGGAAAUGUUCAGAAAUCUGUCAUUCAAAUUAAAUAUGUAAACACUUUUUACCUUA